Messenger RNA from Metschnikowia bicuspidata var. bicuspidata NRRL YB-4993, 2538 nucleotides. It is a transcript of the gene MEF2, whose product is annotated as Mef2p. Gene Ontology annotation, molecular function: GTP binding; GTPase activity. Gene Ontology annotation, cellular component: mitochondrion. Gene Ontology annotation, biological process: mitochondrial translation; ribosome disassembly. Lineage: Eukaryota; Fungi; Ascomycota; Pichiomycetes; Serinales; Metschnikowiaceae. The record is from RefSeq and is a predicted model, not a curated record. The transcript has a single exon. The coding region runs from base 1 to 2538 and encodes 845 amino acids.
AUGCGUGCUCUUGCCCGCGGCGCCCGGCUCCGCCCCGCCAGCACCGUCUUCCAGAGACCCUUCCACGGGUCCGGCCGCCUAAACGAGCCCAAGCUCAACACGGUGGCGGCCGACAAAACAAGGAACAUCGGCAUCAUCGCGCACAUCGAUGCCGGCAAGACCACCACCACCGAGCGCAUGCUCUUCUACAGUGGCAAGACGCUGCGCAUCGGCAACGUGGACCAGGGCGACACCGUCACCGACUACUUGCCCUCGGAGCGCGAGCGGGGCAUCACCAUCCAGCUGGCGGCCAUCUCCAUCCCCUGGAACAACCACAAAAUCAACAUCAUCGACACGCCCGGCCACGCGGACUUCACGUUCGAGGUCACGCGCGCGUUGCGCGUGCUCGACGGCGCAGUGACCAUCUUGGACGCCGUGGCCGGCGUGGAGGCGCAGACCGAGAAGGUGUGGCGCCAGGCGCACGCGUUGCGCAUCCCCCGCAUCGCCUACGUCAACAAGAUGGACCGCCCGGGCGCCGGCUUCAGCCGCACGGUCAAGGAGCUCGUGGCCAAGCUCCAGACGCGCGCCGUGUGCCUCAGCUUGCCGUACUUCCAGCGCGGCGACGAUGGCGACUUGGUGUUCCGCGGCACGCUUGACGUGCUCCACAAAAAGCUCUUGCUCUGGGACGCCGCGGACGCGUCGGGCAGAACCGUGCGGGCCGUGGACCUCGACGCGGCGGACGCGCAGCUCGCGCCGCUCCACGACAUGGUGCGGAGGAGCCGCGAGUGCAUGGUGGAGACCUUGGGCGACAUGGACGACGCCGUGAUCGAGGAGUUCCUCGAGUGCGGCGAGGACUACAUGGCCGUGUCUGCGGGCACGCUCGGGCGGGCCAUCCGGAGCGCCACGCUCGCCUGCCACGUGACGCCCGUGUUGUGCGGCUCCAGCUUCCGCAACGUCGGCGUGCAGCCGCUCAUGGACGCGGUGCUUGCGUACUUGGCGUCGCCGUUGCAGGCCGCGCUCCCGGAGGUCACGUCCACGACGGCCCGCCUGUUGGGCAAGCGCAGGCGGCAGGCCGAGCUCGUCACGCGCCACGUGCCGGUGCCCAUGGCCAUGGACGCGCGCCGCGGGCUCGUGCUCAACAACAGCCCCAACUUGACCGUGGCGCUUGCCUUCAAGGUCAUGACGCACCCGGGCCGCGGCGUCUUGACGUUCUUCCGCGUGUACAGCGGCAAGCUCGCGUCCAACUCCACCGUGGUCAACACGCGCACGGGGCACCGCGUGCACUUCAAGAAGUUGAUGUUGAUGCACGGCGACGUGCCCGAGGAGGUGCUGGCCAUUCUGGCGGGCAACAUCGGCGUGGUGGCGGGCACCCACGACGAGAUCGUCACGGGCGACACCUUGGUGUCGCACGGCGUGUCGGGCUCCAAGGGCUUCUCGGACUUGGAGGCCAACCUCAAGUUGCUCCCGAUCGACGUCCCGCCGCCGCUCUUCAACUCCAGCAUCGAGCCUGCCACGGCCGGCGACGCGCGCCACAUGAACGACUGCAUUGCCAUGCUCUUGCGCGAGGACCCGUCCUUGCUGGUGUACGUGGACGACGACUUGGGCCAGACCGUCUUGAGCGGCAUGGGCGAGCUCCACCUCGAGAUUGUGCGCGACCGCUUGGUCAACGACAUGAAGGCCAAGGUGCGCUUGGCCAAGGUCGCCGUCUCCUACAAGGAGAGCAUCGCCAAGCCCUCCGCCAAAACCGUGCACGUUGCGGCUGCAGACAACCCGGAGGUCUACGUGGAAAUCGCCUUGGACUCGUUCGAGGGCGACGCUGCGGAAUCGCCCUUUGCGGACGAGGACGGCGCCGUCUGCCUCGACCAGGACAACAACAUCAUCAUUCUCGAUGCGGCCGCGACCUCCGAGCCCAUGCUCCGGGCCUUGGACGAGCGCAGGUGGAAGUGCGAGCUCUCGUUGGAGGACCUCCAGGACAAACUCUUGACUGGCUGCGCCACGGGCCUCCAAAUAGGCGGGCCUCUUUUCGGCCUCCCGUUGCACUCGUGCGUGGUCCGCGUAGUCAAGUGGAACUUUCCCGUGGCCGAGAAUACGGACUCUGCCUCCGAGCUCCUCGAGGUCGGCAGGCGUGUCGUGUGCAAGGGCGUGGAGCAGCUUCACGAGAAGCACGACUCGUUGUGUUUGCUCGAGCCCAUCAUGAUGACCAAGAUAUCCGUGGGCUCGGACGUCUUGGGUGAUGUCGUGCAUGACUUGAACAGCAGGUGUCUGGCCACGAUUGUUUCGAUCGAGGAUGAGGGCAUGGACACUUUGGAGAAUCAGAGCUGGGCCAGCUCGGAAGCCGAGAAAAUCUAUCUUCCGCCGGACUACACCAUGAAAUCUGCAGACCGCCAGAUCAGCAACAGGAAGCUUAUUGUGGCAGAGACGCCUUUGCGUGAGAUGGUGGGCUACUUAUCGAGGUUGAGGUCCAUGACACAGGGCCGGGGCUCGUUUGACAUGUCGUACAAGGGCAUGAACCGGGUCACCAAAUCCCGCAUGGUAUCUUUGAAGAGCGAGUUUUCGUGA